Messenger RNA from Glycine soja, 835 nucleotides. RefSeq lists its product as uncharacterized. The transcript has 7 exons. Bases 130 to 510 code for a protein of 126 amino acids. NCBI's taxonomy places the organism in Eukaryota, Viridiplantae, Streptophyta, Magnoliopsida, Fabales, Fabaceae. The record is from RefSeq and is a predicted model, not a curated record. Gene Ontology annotation, biological process: proteasome assembly.
AUAUUUUUAGCAACCAGAAGACCCCCAUUUGCAUUUUGUCCCAUUUCUUCGUGUUCUUCUCUCCUUCCCAACACGCGCCUUCUCCACAACAAGAAACAGAUUCCCGCCAAAGAAGCACUUUUCAAAUCGAUGAAUACAGAUAGCAGCACUUCACAAUUCCCUGUGUCGCAACUCAAUUUCUCUCGCCAAAUCAAGGGAAAUGAAACAGAGAUAAUCAUUUCGAGAUACGAAGAUCAUUUUAUGGUUAUUGCCACUCAAAUAGGAACCCUGGGGACAAUAAUGUAUGCUAGAAAGGAAGAAGGGGUGUCAAUUAAUCCAACAUUCAACGUUUCUGUUAUAUUUGGCAAACGGGAUGAGCCAAUGUUAGUAGCAUGUGCACGCCAGAUGAUUGAGCACAUGAGUUUGUCUGGCUCCUCCAGGCCAUUGGUGCUCUCACUUGGUCUUAAAGACCAUUCUGUGGAGACAUUGAAAGGCAUUGUUUCUGCUGUGAUGGACAAUAACAUGUGGUAAGAAAGUGCUUAUGAAAUAUCAAAUUUUAGUAUGUAGAACUGCCGUAUAGCUCAACCUUGUGGAGUUGCAGUGAUUUUUAAUUAGUGUAUGCUGACUAUUUUUCUACUUUAUUUUUUUCCAAAGUAAAUUCAACAGUGUAUUACUGACGUUUGCACUUCAGAUUAUAGUAAGCGAUUGACAUUUAUUACUGCAAGAUAAUCAUAUUUUCAGCUGAUAGGUGUGACGGGUUGAAGUAUUCAAUUAUUCUUAUUAUGGUAUGCAAACUUGGGUUAAUAUUGUUUCUAAUGAGUCGUUAAUUUACUGUAAUUACAUUCGACCACUCAAA